Messenger RNA from Dictyostelium discoideum AX4, 978 nucleotides. RefSeq lists its product as hypothetical. NCBI's taxonomy places the organism in Eukaryota, Evosea, Eumycetozoa, Dictyosteliales, Dictyosteliaceae. Gene Ontology annotation, biological process: DNA biosynthetic process; RNA-templated DNA biosynthetic process. The record is from RefSeq and is a predicted model, not a curated record. The transcript has 2 exons. The coding region runs from base 1 to 978 and encodes 325 amino acids. Gene Ontology annotation, molecular function: RNA-directed DNA polymerase activity; transferase activity; nucleotidyltransferase activity.
AUGUUGGUAUACCUACUCAAAGAUACUAAAAACAAAAUAAAGAUCAACGACUUUUUAGUCAAUGGAAUAACAAUCAGAAGAGGAACAAAACAAGGAGACCCAAUAUCACCAACAAUCUUUGCUCUAGUUUUAGAACCACUUCUAAUAGAUAUCAUCAAUGAUAAUACAAUCAAAGGCUUCACUCUACCAAAUUCCAAAUCAUUAAAACUCACUGCAUUUGCUGACGACAUAGCAACCUUUACAAACUCCACAGAAGAACUAAUGAAAAUUAAUACUAAAAUCCAAAAGUACUGCUCAGCAACAUCAUCAUCGUUAAACAAAGAGAAAACAGUAAUGAUAGCAAUAGGAGAUAAACCACACGAUCUACCAUUCCAAGAGAGUACAGUCCCAGAAAGAUAUCUUGGCCUCAAUUUCACCAAAACAGGUUUAAAUUCAAAAUACAACACUUUAAUCCAAGAAAUGAAAAACAAUCUAAUCAAAUGGAAAUCACAAGCAAUAACGAUGAAGGCAAAGAUGACAAUUCUCAAAACAUACGUUCUAUCCAAAUUAACAUACCAUCAAUACAUGGAUAAUCUAAAUGAAGAACAAAUUGAGGAAAUCAAUAACAUGACCAGAUGGUUCUUAUUCUCCUCAGUUAAGAAUACAUAUACAGAAGAGAGAAAAUACAAAACUAUGAUGAAAAUAGACAGAGCAUAUGCAGAUUGGAAAGAAGGAGGCAUAAAAUUAUGGGAUAUAGAACUAAGACAUAUAGCAUUCAAAAUCUGGUACAUGAACAGGCUACUCCAUAAUAACUACAACAACAACAAUACCUUACAAGAAUGGUACAUGGAGCAAUUAAGUAGAAAAAAAGCCCACACUUCAACCCUCAACGAUAUGUGCAGACACUGGGGUGUAUUCAGAGUCAAAUUUUACCAAAACCAUCCAAAGAUAAAUGAACUUCCAGACUUGGCUGAGAUUGGGUCACCUUGUUUUAUAUAA